Molecule: messenger RNA, 2990 nt
Organism: Topomyia yanbarensis
Lineage: Eukaryota; Metazoa; Arthropoda; Insecta; Diptera; Culicidae
Exons: 2
Coding region: 697-1680 (327 amino acids)
Source: RefSeq, a predicted model, not a curated record
GUGUGCAAAUGAUAUUGUGGGAACGCACAUCUCCUGUCGUGGAUUUUGCAAUGCUACUUUUCAUCCCAAAUGCAGCGGGAUUGCCGAAAACUGCUUUGACGAUGUUUUAAAUAAUAAGCAGAUAUUUUGGCUAUGCAAAUCCUGCACUAAUCUGAUGUCCGAUAAGCGUCAUCGACAAGCUGUAAGAGCUGCCUAUGAGGUUGGACAGGAAGAGGUGUUAGGUGCACACAACUAAAUUGUCGAACAACUUAAGGGUGAAAUACUAACUGAGUUGAAGUUGGAGAUUCGUUCGAAUUUUACGGCCCUUAUAAAUUCUAAUUCAUUGACACCGAAGACUACUCAACGUCCAUUUGCCGAAGCCAGUCGUAACAAAGCUCGCCGUCUUUUCCCGAAUAAAGAUGGGGCUAAAUCUAAUGUCUCAUCUCUAUUACGUGGUACUGGUAUGCCUGUUUCACCAUCUCUUGGCACGAUAACAGUAGCUGAUCGUACACCGAAGUUUUGGCUUUACCUUUCACGUAUUGCACGCGAUGUUUCUGUUGACCAAAUUUCCAUUUUGGCGAAACAGCGUCUUAUCACCGAUGACGUGGAAGUCGUUGAACUUGUUGCAAAGGAUCGUGACGUAAGCACAAUGAAUUUCAUCUCGUUUAAAGUUGGAAUCAAACCUGAGCUCAAGGCGCGAGCCCUAUCUGCUUCAACAUGGCCCGAAGGAAUUCUUUUCCGCGAAUUCAAGAGCAAUCGCACCGUAUCAGCUGGAAAUUUUUGGAAACCCCUCUAUCCGCAGCCAGAUCAGUCGCCAGUUCAGGCCGAUACUCAUCAGCCUGCUUCACCAUCAUCAGUUCAAUCAGCUAUGACGGAAUAAUUCAACCACCAUCGGGACGCAUGUCCGACAAUUUGCCGUUGUUUGAACGAAGAAUAAUUUCGCCGCCAUCGCCGAGACUGCACAAACAAAUUCAAGUUGCGCUGCCAUCACCGGGACGCCUGUUAUACCGUACUACGGAAGCCCCCGAGCGCUCCGACGCAGUCGUGCUACCAGCCAGCGACCAGCUCAAUCGUCCCGGCCCUGCGUUCGGAGGUCGUGAGGGGGUCUUCCGAACUCCCUUCCCAGGCGAGUAUUUUGCUUUAAAUGACGAUCCGCUUCCUGUAAACCUUCUGGUUUCUAGCAUGACAUCGGGUACAACUCGUUCCGACGAUUUGCUGUUGUUUGGACGAAGAAUAAUUUCGCCGCCAUCGGCGAGACAACACAAACAAAUUCAAGUUGCGCUGCCAUCACCGGGACGCCUGUUAUACCGUACUACGGAAGCCCCCGAGCGCUCCGACGCAGUCGUGCUACCAGCCAGCGACCAGUUCAGUCGUCCCGGCCCUGCGUUCGGAGGUCGUGAGGGGGUCUUCCGAACUCCCUUUCCAGGCGAGUAUUUUGCUUUAAAUGACGAUCCGCUUCCUGAAAACCUUCUGGUUUCUAGCAUGCCAUCGGGUACAACUCGUUCCGACGAUUUGCUGUUUGUUUGGCCGAAGAAUAAUUUCGCCGCCAUCGCCGAGACUGCACAAAAAAAUUCACGCUGCGCAGCCAUCACCGGGACGCCUGUUAUACCGUACUACGGAAGGCCCCGAGCGCUCCGACGCAGUCGUGCUACCAGCCAGCGACCAGCUCAGUCGUCCCGGCCCUGCGUUCGGAGGUCGUGAGGGGGUCUUCCGAACUCCCUUCCCAGGCGACAUGCCAUCGGGUACAUCACGCCCCUUCAGCAUGUCGGCACGAUUGCCACGUGGCACUGACGAUUUACGGCUAUACUACCAAAACGUCAGAGGGCUAAGGACGAAAAUCGAGGACUUGUACUUGGCUGCUCUUGACGGCGACUACGAUAUUUAUGUUCUGACGGAAACUUGGCUUGAUGAUCGUAUUACAUCGAUGCAGCUCUUCGGGGAUUCUUAUGCGGUUUAUCGUGCGGAUCGAAGCGCACAUAACAGUGUUCAUGGUCGCGGCGGGGGAGUUUUGAUCACUGUUUCUUUUGCACUAGCCUCCUGUGAUUUUGGUGUAGAUAGUUCAUCAAGCAUUGAAGUUGUUUGGACGAAGAUUACUACGCAGACGAAAAGCUAUUUUAUUGGAGCUGUUUACAUUCCUCCAGAAAAGCGACUUGACUGCACUAUUACGCAGCUCCAUCUCGACUCUAUAGAACAUGCUUCUUCUCAGGCAGAUGCAAACGAUGUGAUAAUAGUUCUUGGUGAUUUCAACCAACCAGGACUGAUGUGGGUUUCUUCUGGACGUGGAUACGCUUACCCUAACCCGUUAUCCUCGACAACAAAUCCUGCCAGCCGCUUACUUCUGGACGGGAUGGCUUUUCACGGACUAAAUCAAGUAAGCACGAUUUCCAACCAUCAAUCCCGUUUUCUUGACCUUGUGUUCGUCAAUGAGAAUGCUUUGCCUGAGUGUUCUGUGAGUGAAGCUUCCAGUGUUAUCGUUCCUUUGGAUAACUAUCAUCCCGCAUUGGAAAUAUCCAUUUCCAUAAUUAGUUCAUCACAAUAUGAAGAAGCUUUAGCUGUGAAUCGUCGUAAUUUUCGCAAAACUGAUUUAGCAGCACUUCGUCGCACCCUAUCGCUGAUUGACUGGAGUGUACUACUUGAUCAAGUUGAUGUAAAUGCUGCAGUCGAUCUCUAUAACCGAUUACUCAUUGACUGUGUUGAAAAAUCCGUGCCAGAAUAUCAACCUCCCAAGAAGCCUCCAUGGUCUAACGCCAUGCUUCGGAAUCUGAAACGCACCCGCGCCAAAGCCCUACGUGCGUACACAAAUCGUCGAUGCCCUAUUCUCAAGCGCUUUUUCGCACUCGCCAGUAAUGAGUACCGCUGUUACAAUAAAUUGCUGUACAAAGGAUAUGUGAACCGCAUCCAACAAAACUUACGACGAAAUCCGAAGGGAUUCUGGGCUUUUGUUAAAACGAAGAGAAAGGAAACGGGUCUUCCGUCUAGGAUGGUCUACAAUGGCGAAGUAGAGACUACAG